Messenger RNA from Spea bombifrons (plains spadefoot toad), 2793 nucleotides. It is a transcript of the gene CASS4, whose product is annotated as Cas scaffold protein family member 4. The record is from RefSeq and is a predicted model, not a curated record. NCBI's taxonomy places the organism in Eukaryota, Metazoa, Chordata, Amphibia, Anura, Pelobatidae. The coding region runs from base 65 to 2650 and encodes 861 amino acids. The transcript is spliced from 8 exons. Gene Ontology annotation, cellular component: plasma membrane; cytoplasm. Gene Ontology annotation, molecular function: protein binding. Gene Ontology annotation, biological process: cell migration; cell surface receptor protein tyrosine kinase signaling pathway.
GCCCUGAUCUGGAUUAUUCCUGAGAUACCUGGGAUGGACUAAUAGCCACUCUGGGGAGGAAAAAAUGAAAGUUACAAACAUGCUGGCCAAGGCCUUGUACGAUAAUAAAGCCGAAUGCUCGGACGAGCUGGCCUUCCGCAGAGGAGACAUUCUCACCGUGCUGGAGCAGAACGUCUUCGGCAGCGAGGGCUGGUGGAGGUGCUACCUACACGGACGGCAGGGUCUAGCCCCGGCCAACCGCCUGCAGCUCUUCACCGCCACGCAGAACGAAAUCCUCUUCACUCCGUCCAGCUACGGCUCUAUCAGGCGGCAGCAGAGCCCGCAGAACAUCUACCAGGUUCCCUCGGCACCGAAACCCGAGAACACAGCCGCAUACGAGCGCAUGGACAGUAUCUACAUCACCCCUCCGUCACCCAACACGGGCGACAUCUACCAGACGCCCGUUUCACCGGAGAUACUCUACGAGAAGGCGUGCAGCUCAUCCAAUCAGCACCUGUUUACUCUGCCCAGGGCCACCCGCGCCUCGAACCCCACAACUCUCUCCCAGCAGGAGCUGUACGACACCCCGCCGUCCAAACACUGCAGCCCCACAUCCUCCCAGGACCGUAAAACUCCAUCUCCGGUCGAUAGACGGUCCCCGGUUUUCUCAUCGUCGGAGAGGAUCCAGCAGCAGAUAUAUGAUAUCCCGUCCAGCCCGGAUACACCAGGGAGGGAGAGCCUCAAGGAGCCCAAGAACGCAAAUAUCUACGCCGUCCCUCCAAGUGGCCUUCAUCAGAAGAAACGUUGCGAGACGCCACCCACGGCCGGCAAUUUUAACACUCUGCCAAAUCCCAGAAAGUCUGAGUGGAUUUAUGAUAUCCCAGUCUCACCGGAAAAGAAAGACCUAAAAGAUACCAGCCGCAAGAUUUCUCUCGACACGCGGAUGGUAUAUGACAUCCCACCGACACGGUAUGGCUCGGGAGCCAUGCAACCCAAACCAGACGGCAACUCUCCGAGCCAAAUAUACGACAUCCCUCCUCCAAUGCAUAUCAAAUCGGCGUCCGCUGAUCAGACGCUGUACGAUGUCCCAGCUUUUCGGGAGAGCCUGGCUGCGCAGCAAAACGGGAGUUUAAAGAAGUCGUCAUCGAGUUUUGGGAAGGUGAAGUCGGACCAAGUUGAUUACAAAGAAAACAUUUACGAUAUCCCCCGAGGGCUGGUGGCGCCUGCCCACGGAAAAAGAGAAACAAGCAGCCCUGUUUGCAAUAGGCGGAUUUACGACGUUCCUCCAACGCUACCCAGGAACUUCAAACUGUCCCGAAUUGUCCCAAACAACGAAGGUGACAGGCUGUCUGUCUCAAGCUCGGAAAGCAGAACCAGCACCCUAUCUACUUCAUCAAGCUCCUCUCAAGAGUCUUUCACAUCAUCAUUAUCAGAAGAUUCCUCCAAAGAAGGGGCUCUGGAACAUGAUGUGGCAAUCAAGACGAUAACCCAGCUGCAGGAACGAGUGUCCACCUCCAUAGCAAGCCUCAUGAUCUUUGUGAGCAGCAAAUGGAGGUUACAAGAACACAUGGAAGCCAACCUGGAGGAGAUACACCGGGCCGUAGACAGUAUCAUUCUGUCACUUGGGAUGUUUGUGGACUUUGCGCAACGCAUCAAGGCCAAUGCCUCACGUCUAACUGACAGCAACAUUCAGUUACGGAUUAACCAGCAGCUCUUAACGCUCACAGACUCGUUACAAACCCUGUCCCAUAACCAAGAAGAGAUAAACCUCUGCAACUGGUCACUCCACAAGCUUGUAAUCAAGUCCCACACGACUCCAGAUGACCUGGACUGCUUCGUCAUGGUGGCUCGAACUAUUCCAGACGACAUCAAGAGGUUUGUGUCUAUCAUCAUAGCAAACGGGAAGCUUUUGUUCAGGAAGCAAGAAGCGGAAAAGAAGCCCAAGUCUCAGAGAGAGCAUUUAGCGGCGCGGAGGCUACAGAAGGCAGCGCAGGAUGAGGCUGCGGUACUUCAAGAAUGCAUCACGAAGGUGGGGGAGAGCACGAAAGAGAGGAGACCCCAGCUCCCCAGACAAAAGGCCAUCGAAGACUGCGAUUACGUCCACCUGCAGAAAAAGGAAGAAUUUGAAAAAAUGCAGAAUUUGUCUUCAGAUCAACUGCAUGAAAAUAAUACCCAUAAAGGAGAAAAGAAAAAGGAAUUUGUGAAAAGUGGUUCCAAGCCGCCUGUAUCCAAGGAAACCGAAAAGAAAAGUGAAAUAUUCUUAAAAAAGGAAUCGUCACCCAAACAAGACACCCCAGAGGAAUCGCCCAAGAAGAUCCCUCUCUCUGAGCACUGCCACCUUUACUUAGGAGCUCUGCAGAAGGCAAUCGGAGUCUUCAAAGGCAGCUUGAGUACAAACCAACCUCCUGAGGUCUUUAUCACCCACGGGAAGUUAAUCAUCAUGGUGGGACAAAAACUGGUGGACUAUCUAUGCCAAGACGCAAAGGACAACGAAUCUCGUAAUGAUGUCUUGCAUAAGAGUAGCGAGCUCUGCAGCCUCCUAAAGAACUUGGCAAUGGCCACCAAGACAGCUGCCAUACAGUAUCCAAACACAGCUGCCACGCAGGAAGCGCAUCGCCGGACGGACGAGCUCUCGGACUAUGCACAGCUAUUCAGGUCGAUGGUGGAAUGACGUUUCCGGCUACAGCAAAAGACUUUCUCUUCUAUCUGGAACUACAGAAUCUUUCUGUCCCCCGAGGACGUUCGCUCCAACGACAAAAUCAACCUUAGCUACAGAGAUAAUAGAUGUUUUCUACUAUUUCUCCCAAUUCUCUG